Neltuma alba is the source of this 800-nucleotide messenger RNA. RefSeq lists its product as uncharacterized. Gene Ontology annotation, molecular function: structural constituent of ribosome. The record is from RefSeq and is a predicted model, not a curated record. The transcript is spliced from 4 exons. The coding region runs from base 164 to 541 and encodes 125 amino acids. Gene Ontology annotation, cellular component: mitochondrial large ribosomal subunit. Gene Ontology annotation, biological process: translation. NCBI's taxonomy places the organism in Eukaryota, Viridiplantae, Streptophyta, Magnoliopsida, Fabales, Fabaceae.
GGAUCAAUACGGAGCGUUUGGGAGGCAGCAGCAGCUGCCCCUUGAAGUCGAUCAGAAAUCAAUCUGGAAGCAACGCCUCCGCAGCACCGUCGACGUCGAGUGGCCCUUUCUGCUGCAUACUUCAUCCUUUCUUAUUGCCUCUUGGUGGUACUUGACAAAAGCAAUGGCCACGAGACUUAAAUUGCUUGGGAACGCUGGAGGGAGAAUGGCUAACAUGUUAGGAAUCAAAAGGUGGAUGCAUUCCAACCUUCAUCCUGCACCUUUAUCGGGGAGCAUUUUCUACGGGGCUACAUCACGCCGUUUCGCUUUGCCUGAGUUUAGCUUUCCCAGCUUCUCUUUUGGGGACUCUAUGGAGCUCAUGGCUGUCCCAAAAAAGAAGGUCUCUCGCCAUAAAAGAGGAAUAAGAAAUGGACCAAAAGCUUUGAAACCUAUCCCUGUGAUAGUCCGAUGCAGAAGUUGUGGCCGUGUGAAGCUUCCGCACUUCUUCUGUUGCAGUGGCGAUAGAAGUAAUACAGGUGAGCAAAGUGGAUCGACCAGCUAGUCACGGUGUCUACAUCUGAAGCAAGUGUUACUCUAGCCAAAGCGAUUACAUGUUGACUUUCCUCUUGAUCGUUAGCUGUUCGGGGGAUUUGUAGCGUUGUGUUUGUUUUAUUUUAUUUCAUUUAUUAACAUGACCGUGGUUUUCAUCCUUUGGAAGCGGUGAACGGAAAGAGUUCUAGAAUUUUCGAGUUUGUGUCUUGCUUGCGUUGAUAUUUCUAAUAAUACAGUCAAGGCAAAAGGUUAGCUAUUUCUUGUUGAAA